UUGAUUGGCUGUUCUCUUGCCGUAAAGCGUUUCAGUUCCGUGGCUUCGGUGCUAUGUGCGUCGCUGGGCCGAAAACACUGAUUACACACAUAUAUUAUCGAUAAAAACGUAACAAUUCCUCUUUUUUAUGUGUUAAUGUGAUAGAUGGUUAUUAUGGCGGAAAAAUUUGAUAACCUGGAGGAGCACUUAGAGAAAUUUAUCGAGAAUAUUCGACAGCUAGGAAUCAUCGUCAGCGACUUCCAGCCUAGCAGCCAAACGGGUCUUAACCAGAAACUAAACUUUAUGAUAUCCGGUUUGCAAGAUAUCGAGAAGUGCCGUCAACAGCUUCAUGAGAUCAACGUUCCGCUGGAAGUGUUUGAAUACAUCGACCAAGGACGAAACCCUCAGCUGUACACUAAGGAAUGCUUGGAGAGAGCCUUGGCUAGAAACGAGCAGGUUAAAGGGAAGAUUGACACCAUGACGAAAUUCAAGAGUCUGCUCAUCUCCGAGCUCAGCAAAGUUUUUCCAGAAGAUAUGGCCAAGUAUAAGGCUAUACACGGGGAGGACGCCCCCUCCUAGUGACACCUGCUGUAUGGUCCCGUGACCUUCGUGAACCUGUGACCCCUAAAAUGUCAGCCUGGUUGAAGUUUGACCCCACAGGACCCUGUGUAGUCGCAAGCAGAACAUUGAACAUUGAUAUUUUGAAAGUAAUGUUGCAUUUGUGUUAUUUUCCUGAGUUCUGCGAAGCGCGCUACCCACGAUCAACGCUCAUCCGAUGUCGAAAUUUAGAACUUCAGAGAAAGGAAUUUUAUUGUAAGUAUUUUGAAAAAAAAA
Molecule: messenger RNA, 813 nt
Organism: Cynoglossus semilaevis (tongue sole)
Lineage: Eukaryota; Metazoa; Chordata; Actinopteri; Pleuronectiformes; Cynoglossidae
Gene: med10
Product: mediator complex subunit 10
Exons: 4
Coding region: 145-558 (137 amino acids)
Biological process (GO): regulation of transcription by RNA polymerase II
Cellular component (GO): mediator complex
Molecular function (GO): transcription coregulator activity
Source: RefSeq, a predicted model, not a curated record